Messenger RNA from Pocillopora damicornis (cauliflower coral), 971 nucleotides. Its product is annotated as ubiquitin carboxyl-terminal hydrolase 32. Gene Ontology annotation, molecular function: protein binding; cysteine-type deubiquitinase activity. Lineage: Eukaryota; Metazoa; Cnidaria; Anthozoa; Scleractinia; Pocilloporidae. The record is from RefSeq and is a predicted model, not a curated record. Gene Ontology annotation, biological process: protein deubiquitination.
AUGCCGCGUAUAAGGAAAGCGAAGGAAAAUACCAAUGGAAAAAAACCCUGCACACAAGAUGCCCCGGCCUGGGACUGUUCAAAAUCAGUUUCAAAGAAGUCAUCUUUAACAUCCGUCUCAGUGUCAGUGCCAUCAUCAAUUUCACCUUCAACAUCACACUCGUGUACCACUGUGUCGUCUGAAGACCGUACGUACGCUAAGCCGAAAGCAAGCGUCCCUCACUACCAAAAGAGACGAUCUUCCAAAAACGUUGUCGAAAUAUACAACAAGAACAGCGGUGAUGAAAGUCACGUCGUGGACACUGAGAGAUUAUCGCACGAGCUAAAAUGUGCAAUAGAAAACGAAAAUAUUAGACGCGCUGUGACGUUAUUAAAGCGGGGUGCCGACCCCAAUUUGUUGGUGAAUGGAUUAAGUGCACUCCAUGUUGCAGUGGGAUUGGACUCUCCUCUCAAUCUCCGUUUCACCCGCCUCUUGUUGGACUAUGGUGGUAACCCUAAUGUUCCCUCUACAGAAGGCUUAACACCCAUACAUGUAGCCAUCAUGUGGGAACGAAUUAACUGCCUCAAGAUUCUGUUUAAUCGCGGGGGGAACCAUGACUGGCCAGAAAAUAAAGAAAAGAACGCCCCACGACAAGUGAAAGCUUUUAAAGCUGAAACUGGUACCAACACAUCUGACUGCUUCUUGAAGAAACUCGACGAGCGAAUCUUCAAGCAGCUUCAAGAAACGACUUUCCAGUCGGUCUCACCGGACAAUCCUCCAUUUUAUGAUCUUGGUCCUACUCCAUCUCCCAAUAUCGGAUGCAGUAUUCCCCGAAAACGACCGGGAAAGAAAGGGUCUAUCAAAACAGUUAGGCGGAAAGUGUCGCUUAGUUUCCGGAGAGCUUCUGAUCAGUUCCGUCGGGGAAUCCGACAAAUUCGUAACUUACUUAGCAGUUCGUCUGGAAGUGACAGACGAAUUUAGGUUCAAGACAC